AUGGCUCCAAGGCAAGAGAGCGGCGACACCGCUGCGGCCGUCAGAGAAACGGCCUCUAAUCGAGGUCGAGGGCGUGGUAGCAGCACUGCGAACACCGUCGCGACUCUGAGCGUUCCCGGCGAUAGAACCAAGUAUGCUUCAGCUCAUGAUGACAAGCAGAAGGCGUUUCAGAGCCACGGACUUCCUUUAGGACAGGCUGCUGAGGACAGCAGCGUGUCCACGAAGGCGGACGCUAACGGAGGAUACACGGACUCUCAGAUCCCAGCGACGCAGUCUUCAACCGACGACCAAGGAGAACGACUGGGCAAUGGGUGUGCAGUUCUGGGUUCGAAAUAUCCGGGCUUUUACGAGGAUGAUGACGAUGAUACUUCGAUGUUCAUUCCCAGCCCCGGCGCCGCCUUCCUUGCCAGUCGGGGCCCCGAGAUCGCCAGGGGUCGGGGGCUGUUGAACCCCGAGAUGCGGUUUUCACUGGACAACUCCCCCCCGAUCGUGCUUCAGAAGCCAAGGGCCAAGGAGCAACCAAAGUCGAGACUGAAAAGCUUAUUCAACUUCUCGAUGAAAGGGACAACGGACAAAAGGGGAAAUGAGCCGACACGACUCGGGACCGAGGGCAACGGAGACCCUCAUCGGGCGGGAUCUCAGAGUGUCGGGUUCCGUCACUUUGGCACGGAUGACGACGCUGAAGACGGAUACUUUGGCUCCUUUUCUCGCGGUUUACCGAGAGACAGGGACGCACUCCACACAGGCCUGUCGAUGCAGAGCUGCAUUUCUCUGAGUGACGACGAGUGCAACACGAGUGAAACGAAACGUAGCCAUCGAUCUGUCGGCAGAGACCACGCACAACACAGUACGACUCAUGGUGACACACGCAGUGCUCACGGCAGCAGUAAAGACCACUCGAAGGAUCCGGUCUCUUCCACAAGGAGCAGUGCUCAUGGGGAGCAGACAGAGCGAGGAGGUCGGCCGAGUAAGCCACGAAGGAAAACAGACGCUCACGGCCGAAAAGAGGAAGGGAAACAAGAUGCUGACUCCGAAGGCGAGUGCCCAUGUUGUUGCUGUUGUUGCUGUUGCUGCUGUUGUGGGUCCGAUGCCGAGGAGGGUCGGGAGACCAUUCAAGUGAAUCGUAGAGACGGAAGCACGUACAGGAGAGCGAGACGUCCAUCGAGAAGAUACGCGUCUCGAAGGUAG
Messenger RNA from Neospora caninum, 1188 nucleotides. RefSeq lists its product as hypothetical. NCBI's taxonomy places the organism in Eukaryota, Apicomplexa, Conoidasida, Eucoccidiorida, Sarcocystidae. The transcript has a single exon. The record is from RefSeq and is a predicted model, not a curated record. The coding region runs from base 1 to 1188 and encodes 395 amino acids.